Molecule: messenger RNA, 3816 nt
Organism: Heterobilharzia americana
Lineage: Eukaryota; Metazoa; Platyhelminthes; Trematoda; Strigeidida; Schistosomatidae
Source: the annotation of a GenBank genome assembly
AAUAUUGGAGGGCGGCUUGUUUAGGUUCUUACGUGUAUUUAGUCGUGGGAAUAUUUCCUAGUGAUCCAAUGUCAUCUACUGCAUCCGUUGUCCCAAAUGUUUCGUAUCAUUUACCCAAACCUGUUACACAAAAUUUCCAGCACUUUGAUUGUAACUCUAGUGGAUCAGGAUUGGAAUUCAAUCACCAAUCAUCUUCAAAUGGUGAUUAUGCUUCGAAAACAAGUUUCAUGAAAGCGGAAUCAUCUAUAUGUGCGUCAAAGCUAGUUUCUUAUAAUAUAGAUGCAGCUUUACGUUUGUCCUUGAAGUCAUCCUCAGUUCCAUCAAAUGAUCAUUUACCCACUUCCACUGAGAAAUUAUCUCAGCGACCAAUAUUUUUUCAUGAAUCAUCAGCUCCUCCUCUCGAUGCUAUAAUCAAGCAAAAAAUCCAAAAUUUACCUGGAUCCUUAAUUUUAACCGACUCAAAGGAAAGUAAACCGGUGGAGAAAAAUUUCCCUGAAACUAAGCUCCUCUGUUCUGAUGAGGAACUUGACCAUUUAUGCCGCUCCGGUGCUCAGUGUAUCCCAAAAAGAGCUUUAGGAUUUGGAAAUUCUGGCAACACAUGUUACCUUAAUUCUGUGCUUCAGUGUAUUCUGGCCACUGGUCCUUUACUGGCCUACGUCAACUGUAAGCAUGCAAAUUCUAGCAACUGUGUGAUUACUAAUGGUCGAUCCAAUCUUCCAAACUUGAACAAAUCUCGUUUUUGUGUUUUAUGUGGCCUGGCUCGACUUAUAAACGAACAUCGUUCACAGACUGGACAUACGGUCCCUUCAUACUUUGUAACAAACGUUCGGGCCGUUUGUCCUAGUCUUCGUCCCUAUCAACAGGAGGAUGCACACGAGUUUUUACUUGGACUUUUAUCUCGGAUGGAAGAUAGUGCUAUGGCAGGUUUGGGAAAAGUGCCUAGGAAAAUGUCUGAGACGAAUGUUAUUCGAAGAAUUUUUGGGGGCGUUAUGCGCUCAGAAGUUACAUGUCAUUCUUGUCACAAAGUUUCAGCACGAGAUGAACAAUGGUUUAAUUUAUCUAUGGAUAUUACAUGCGCGCGAAGUUUACAGCAAUGCUUGUACAAUUACAUUCGUAGCGAGGAAUUAUCCGGUCAAAAUGCUUAUAAAUGUGAAAAUUGUCGUCAACUUCGACCAGCUAUGAGAAAGUGUACAGUGUAUCGAGCUCCACCUAUCCUUAUUAUUCAAUUUAAUCGAUUUUCACGUCAUCAGAAGCUUGAUAUGCAUGUCGAGUUCCCAUCAUCAUUCAAUUUACGUCCAUUUAUGACUCAAUCGAAAGGUUCACCAAUAUUGUAUAAAUUAUAUGCAACUGUCAAUCAUGAAGGAUUCAGUUGUCGUAGUGGUCAUUAUGUAUCAUUUACUCAUCGUCAUGGUCAAUGGUUAUCGCAUAAUGAUAGUUUUAUUUCAACAAUAAAUUCUGACCACGUUUUUCGCCAGUAUCCUUAUCUUCUAUUCUAUGAAGCGAUUCGGAGUUCAGCUAAUAGUACAGUUAACACAUCAAUAAUGUCUAAAUCUCCAUCAUCUGUUAACCAAGUUUUAAAGCCUUCUCCUCUUAAUAGUAGUACUAUGUCUACUACCUCUCAAUCAUCAUCCUUCAUUGAUACUACUGUUCAACAACAACCGAAUAGAAAAGAAAUUUCAAAUUCACUUUCAACAUCAUUACCUAUACAAUCGAAUCUCUUUAAAUCAUUUAGUGUAACAAAGCAAGCAAGUCUACCCACUAUAGAAUCUGUGACUGCAUCUACUACAUUGUUUUCUCAAACUCAAACAACUAAUUCAUUGUCUUAUAAUGGUGUGAAUACAACAUCAUCUAUGCCUAAAAUUGUUUUUAAUCCCAAAGUUUCGUCGAAUAAAUUAAAUAUCUUAUCUUCAUCAACUAUUCCUUUCAAAUCAACAUCAGACAAUCAGAUCACUGCAGAAUCUUUUACUUCAAACACUAAAACUACUCAAAAUGUGGAUAGUAGUAUUACAAAUAAGUCGAUUGUUUCAACAAUACCGUCUACAACAACAACAGUACCACCUAUCGCUUUAUCUGCAUCUAUUGUUCGAGAGUUGCUCUAUGGAAAAGAAAAUCCACCGAAUUUAUGGACUGAACGACCAACACCAUUAGGAAAAACUUCUGUCUCAGCAUCAUCCUUACCUGAAAAUACCAAAAUCUGUGUCGAAGGUCAGUCAUCAGACAAUCUUCUCAGUAAUUUGGAAAGUCGAACAAUCACUAAUGUAAAAGCACAAGUUAUGUCUCCUCAACUCUCUUCAAUAACUCCUAGAGAUUCGUACAACGGUGAAAGAAAGCCGAUAGAUCCCUUGGUCGACUAUCCGUAUGAGGAAUCUGAUAGUAAUACUGAGAUGUCACCACCUCCAUCUAAACGUUGUCGUGUAUCAAAUAAUGAUUAUAAUUCAAGUGUUACCUGGGUUCCUUUAAACUCUCAUAAUGGUAAUGAUAAUGAUAAAUCUGAGAAAAAUGAAAUUCUCAAUCCUUCAUCACAUGAUCAUCAACACAGUAAAAAGCAUAAACGUUGCAAGAAAAAGCAUAAAAGUCACUUUUUUUCUUCUGCAUCAUCAUUAUUGUCUAUGAAACACACUUCAUAUUAUGAAUCACGACGUAAUUCAGAUAAUGAUCAGUAUCAUCGAUUUGAGCAUAAUGGAAGUCGACAUCAUGACAAAGAGCAUCGUCAUCAUCAUCAUCAUCGUAAAAAGCAUAGACAUAACAAGCAUAACUCUAAGAACAACAGAUCCUGUUCACGUCAUAAACAUCAUUAACAGUCAAAUCAACAUGAAAUUGAAUAUAGCUGAAUGAAACGUUUUCAUAUUAUAUAGAAUUAACUUCUUGUAUGCAUGCAUAUAUGCUAUUCAUUAUAGUAAUAUGAUUAUUUGUUAUUUUAUUUUCCAUUUGCCUACUUUUUUUCCCUUGUAUUCUCUUAAUUAAACUGUUAAAAUAUGCUUUAAACUCGACAAAGAUGAAUGCAUAGUGAGAUAAUUUGCCUACCAACUUUUGUUCUCAUAUGUGAUUGUAGUCUUCUUUUAUAUAUAGAUACACACACACACACACAUUGUCGCCUUUUUGUUAUUCUACCUACCGUUAUUGUUAUCAUCAGUUUCGUUUUAUUGUUUUCACUUCUGAAUUGUUUUAAAAGUAAAGUGUACAGUUCAAUUGGUUUUUCAAUAUUCUCUGAUGUUGAUGUUAUUCCACUGAGCGCAGAGAUAUACCCAUGUACACACACACACACACACUGGGCUGGAACAAACAUGAAGGAUAUGCGGAACAUGAGAGAGAAAGAUGAACAGUAGGUAGGCGUUACAGGUAUUACAGUUCAUCAUAUAAUUUCUAAGAUGCAUAAAUGAAGGGUAAACUGUCAAGCUUUUGUGCAGCAUUGUUUAUCCCAACGCUUUAUUAUUAUUAUUAUUAUUAUUUCUAUGUGUUAUUACUAUUACUAAAGUUCAUAUUAACUUGUUGUCGGUUUACUUUCAUACAGUAUUCAGUAUGCUUGAUGUAUUAUUUGUAUGGUAUAAAAUGAAAUAUUGAGUCUUCCAGUUAUGUGACUUAAAUUGUUUAACCAGUGAGAAGGACGCUCAGACCGUGAUAGUGUAGUGUAUACUGAUGUAAUGAGAGGUAUGCUAUUGAUGUGCUUUAAAAAAAGGGCAUACACGACAGUGUUAUUUAUCUCCAGUGGACGUAUUCGGAAGCUUUUAAGCUAUAGAAAUGUACACUUAUUGUGUUCAAUAGUUUGUAUUUAGUUUUUUACUGUUCAAUAGAUGUCCUGUUUGUAGAAUUCUGUCG